AUGUCCACUCACGUAAAGUACUCGCGUGAUACAAUAGAUGAACAGAAUGAGAUCACCAAUCAUGGUGAUGACCUGCUGGACAAGAAGGGACAGUUGGUACAUAGGGGAUGGUGCAGACAACCUUUGUUGAAGUACAAUCCUGAUGUGUUGUCAAGGUUCAGAUCGGCAUUCAGAUUGAAGUCUUGGAACUAUUACGCUGUUGGAGGACCUACUUUCUACUUUGCAGUGGCCGCCAUCGACCUUGGCUACGUCACAAACUUCCAAACAUUCAUCAUUGAGUUUGACGAUGCCAACAAGGACAACAAGCAACAGUUGUGUGAGGAGAUCACAUCGCCAUCGUUGCUAAAGAGUCUGGGUCUGCCACGAGAUAGCUGCCAACAUGGCCAGCACAUUGCAUACUCAUCCUCCAAGUUCAAACUACACUUUGACGUUGAGGGCGACAGUGGCAACACCGAUCAACAACAAAAGUCAGUCAUUCAUCAUAUUCAAGUGACCAGCGCAAAGCUUGGAAUUGUGGCCAAUCUCCACUUUGACCUGUCGCCAAACAGAGAGUCCGUAGUGCUGAGCACGCCAAUCGGCAAGGACAACUUCUUUUACAAUCGCAAGACCAACCUGAUCCCUGUCACUGGCUCACUACAAAUCAAUGGCAAGGAGUACCUGCCGCAGCAACAAUCAAACAAUGACAACAACGACAAGGACAUCAAGGACAACAAGAACAACAUGGCAUUUGGAAUUAUGGAUUGGGGAAGAGGAGUUUGGGAUUACAACAGCUUCUGGAUUUGGAGUACAAGCUGGGGCAAGGCGGCCGAUGGUCGCGCAAUUGGCUUGAACUUGGGCUCAGGCUUUGGCGACCUGUCAACUCAUACAGAGAAUGCAAUCAAUGUGGAUGGAGUCAUUCACAAGCUUGGCCACAUCGAGUUUGAGUACGACGAUAAGGACCUCAUGGCGCCUUGGCGAUUCGUCUGCAAGCAUGGACGUUUUGGCGAGCAACCAUUGACAUUCACACCGAUCAAGAAGAAGUGGGAGCACAACAACUUUGGUCUGGUCAUGUCCAGCUUCCACCAAAUCGUUGGACGUGUCACUGGCGAGCUACUCCUCGACUCUGGCGAACGUCUUGCCAUCGACAUUCACUCAUUCACUGAGGUUCACUAUGCUAGAUGGUGA
Acytostelium subglobosum LB1 is the source of this 1164-nucleotide messenger RNA. RefSeq lists its product as hypothetical. The coding region runs from base 1 to 1164 and encodes 387 amino acids. NCBI's taxonomy places the organism in Eukaryota, Evosea, Eumycetozoa, Acytosteliales, Acytosteliaceae. The transcript is spliced from 2 exons. The record is from RefSeq and is a predicted model, not a curated record.